Molecule: messenger RNA, 1302 nt
Organism: Neltuma alba
Lineage: Eukaryota; Viridiplantae; Streptophyta; Magnoliopsida; Fabales; Fabaceae
Product: cyclin-dependent kinase B1-1
Exons: 5
Coding region: 120-1052 (310 amino acids)
Biological process (GO): regulation of gene expression; regulation of G2/M transition of mitotic cell cycle; G1/S transition of mitotic cell cycle
Cellular component (GO): nucleus; cytoplasm; cyclin-dependent protein kinase holoenzyme complex
Molecular function (GO): cyclin-dependent protein serine/threonine kinase activity; cyclin binding; ATP binding
Source: RefSeq, a predicted model, not a curated record
UCCCAGCGUCCUCUCAACUUCAAAAAGUAAAAAACAUUACCAUCAUCUUCUUGCUCAUCGAUCUCAGAUGAAUUUUGAUUGAUGUUCUAUCAAUGAAUGCUAGAACCUGAUUAGCAAUAAUGGAGAAAUACGAUAAUUUAGAGAAGAUCGGAGAAGGGACUUAUGGGAAGGUAUACAAGGCGACGGACAAGGCCACUGGGCGGCUGGUGGCUCUGAAGAAGAUGCAUCUGGAGAUUGGUGACCAGGGAAUCCCUCCAACUACUCUUCGAGAAAUCUCCCUCCUUAAGAUGCUCUAUAUGUCCAUCUACGUCGUCCACUUGCUCUCUGUCGAGCUCACUGAGAAGACUUCAAAUUCAAAGCCUGUCCUCUUCCUGGUCUUUGAGCACCUUGACACUGAUCUUAAGAAGUACAUGGAUUCCCGCCGCUGUAGUCCCGUCUCUAAGUCUCUUUCUCCUUCCCGUAUUCAGAGCUUCCUUUACCAGCUCUGCAUGGGUGUUUUUCACUGUCACCGCCAUGGUGUCCUCCAUCGUGACCUCAAACCCCAAAAUCUUCUUCUUGACCAGCGGAGGGGAAUUCUCAAGAUUGCUGACUUUGGUCUCGGACGAGCCUUGAUUUUCCCUCCUAAGAGCUACACACCUGGGGUUGUCACCCUUUGUUACAGAGCUCUUGAGAUACUGCUGGGAUCUACCCAUUACUCCUUUGGGGUUGACAUGUGGUCCGUUGGAUGCAUCUUUGGUGUUUCCGACAGCUCCUUCUUAUCUUUCAGGUUGAAUAUCAUUUCUUUAAAUCAUGCUGCUGAUGCUGUAAUUUUCAUACCAAGAAUAUGUGGAACUCCAACAGAGGAAGUAAGGCCAGGAGUUACCUCUCUUAGAGAUUGGCAUGCCUACCCACAGUGGAAGCCACGGAAUUUGGGUCUGGCUGCACCAUCCUUGGAACCUGACGGAGUAGAUCUUCUCUCGAAAAUGCUCAAGUAUAAUCCUGCUGAGAGAACCUCUGCCAAAGAAGCACUUGAUCAUCCGUACUUUCGCAGCCUUGACAAGUCUCAAUUUUAGUCAUGUUCUUUAUAGCCAGAAGUUUAUGUGUAGAGGCCUCUGUUUUGGUAUUUGGCAGUCAAAGGGAAAUUAUUUGAUCUUGUAGUGUUUAAGGAUCUGUUGAAUUGAUACCAGAUAAAAUGGUUUGUCUUCAUCCUGGGUGUGUUUGCUGAGGAACAAAGUGAAGUAAUUCAGCAUUGCCCAAAUUUCUAAGUGCUUUGUUUUUUCAAUCCAAAUUAUUAAUUACCACCAUGGUACUUUUUAAUUGUCA